Molecule: messenger RNA, 2997 nt
Organism: Punica granatum (pomegranate)
Lineage: Eukaryota; Viridiplantae; Streptophyta; Magnoliopsida; Myrtales; Lythraceae
Source: RefSeq, a predicted model, not a curated record
GACCUCUGCCACUCUGUCACCUCUCUCUCACUCUCUCUCUCUCUCUCUGAGCUCUGACAUUACCGUUCACUCGUCCUUUCAUGGCGUCUCCGUCCUCCCAGGUCCUCUGAUCUCCGUCACUGAGGUUCUCUGAUCCUGUCCCUGCUCCCCGCUUUGAGUUCUUGAAGCUCCUGAGUCGAUCUCGGCCGCGUUGGUGGUGGCGGCGGACUGAGAGUGAGGUGAGGGGGGAGGAGGCAUUAGCAGGAGAGAGAGUGAGUCAGGGUUUGCUGUAUGUCAGUAGACUGCGUUGAGACUCACAACAGCUACGGUGGAUUUGGCGCGAUCUCGAACCCCCUGCAAUGGCCCCAGCUCCGCAAAAAGCGACGCCCUCCUCUGCUUGUUGCCUCCAGGGCAACCCCGCCUCCGUCGUCGUCGUACCUCGGGAGGCCGCUCCUUCCUCGGCCUCUGCCUCCGGGGAAUGGACCGUGGCCGCGACCGACCGCCGCGAGGACAAGAAGGCCGCCGCCGCCGUGGCUUCCCUGAUUCGCCCUGUCGACUCUGUCCCUGAUCCUUCCGCAAAUCCUUCGACCAAAGGUGUUCCAGUCAUGCUACGAGCUCAAACAAGCCAUCCUUUGGACCCUUUAUCGGUAGCUGAAAUUUCAGUCGCAGUGGCGACUGUCAGAGCUGCAGGGUCGACUCCUGAGAUUAGAGACAGCAUGCGCUUUGUUGAAGUGGUUCUACUGGAGCCAGAAAAAAAUGUUGUUGCCUUGGCGGAUGCUUAUUUCUUUCCCCCAUUCCAGCCGUCAUUACUUCCCCGAACCAAGGGCGGGCCGAUAAUUCCGAGCAAGCUCCCUCCAAGGCGAGCUAGACUUGUAACUUACAACAAGAAGACGAAUGAGACGAGCAUAUGGGUCGUCGAGCUAUCGGAAGUGCAUGCUGCUACUAGAGGUGGGCAUCACAGAGGAAAGGUGAUCUCAUCGGAAGCUGUUCCUGAUGUUCAGCCCCCUAUGGAUGCAACUGAGUAUGCUGAGUGUGAAGCUGCUGUUAAAGAUUUUCCUCCGUUUAUAGAGGCGAUGAAAAAGAGGGGAGUUGAAGAUAUGGAUCUUGUCAUGGUCGAUGCGUGGUGUGCUGGUUAUUUUAGUGAUGCUGAUGCUCCUAGUCGAAGACUUGCUAAACCUCUCAUUUUCUGUAGAACUGAGAGUGACUGUCCUAUGGAAAAUGGUUAUGCUCGACCAGUUGAGGGCAUUCAUAUUGUAGUUGAUAUGCAAAACAUGGUUGUGAUUGAGUUUGAGGACCGUAAACUUGUUCCUCUACCUCCAGCUGAUCCACUGAGAAACUACACUCCCGGUGAAACACAGGAGGAGGUGUUGACAGGGAGUGAUGUGAAACCUUUACAAAUAAUACAGCCAGAAGGUCCCAGUUUCCGUGUUAGUGGAUACUAUGUGGAAUGGCAGAAGUGGAAUUUCCGCAUAGGAUUUACUCCCAAGGAGGGUCUUGUCAUACAUUCUGUUGCUUAUGUUGAUGGCAGUCAUGGUAGGCGACCCGUAGCUCAUAGGUUGAGCUUUGCGGAGAUGGUUGUACCCUAUGGGGAUCCAAAUGAACCACAUUAUAGGAAAAAUGCUUUUGAUGCUGGGGAAGACGGCCUCGGGAAGAAUGCACAUUCUCUCAAGAAGGGAUGCGAUUGUUUGGGUUAUAUCAAGUACUUUGAUGCUCAUUUUACAAAUUUCACUGGAGGUGUGGAAACGAUUGAAAAUUGUGUAUGCUUGCAUGAGGAAGAUCAUGGAAUCCUGUGGAAGCAUCAAGACUGGAGAACUGGCUUGGCGGAAGUUCGGAGGUCUAGACGGCUAUCAGUGUCCUUUAUAUGCACUGUGGCCAAUUAUGAGUAUGGAUUCUUCUGGCACUUCUAUCAGGAUGGAAAGAUGGAAGCUGAAGUUAAACUCACUGGAAUUCUGAGCUUAGGAGCAUUGCUCCCUGGAGAGGUUCGAAAAUAUGGUACCAUGAUUGCACCUGGUUUGUAUGCACCUGUCCACCAACACUUCUUUGUCGCUCGUAUGGACAUGGCUGUUGACUGCAAACCUGGAGAAGCAUACAAUCAGGUUGUUGAGGUGAAUAUGAAGGUUGAGGAACCUGGAGAAAAUAAUGUUCACAACAAUGCAUUCUAUGCUGAAGAGACACUGCUCAAAUCAGAGUUGCAGGCGAUGCGUGACUGCAAUCCUUUGACUGCCCGCCAUUGGAUUGUGAGGAACACUCGGACUGUCAAUAGGAACGGACAGUUAACUGGCUACAAGCUUGUACCAGGUUCGAACUGUCUUCCAUUAGCAGGCUCCGAGGCUAAGUUUCUGCGCAGAGCUGCUUUCUUGAAGCAUAAUCUCUGGGUGACACCUUAUGCACGGUACGAGAAGUUCCCUGGAGGUGAGUUCCCGAAUCAAAAUCCACGUGUUGGUGAAGGAUUGCCCACAUGGGUGAAGCAGAAUAGACCCCUUGAAGAAACCAACAUUGUCCUUUGGUAUGUAUUUGGGAUCACUCAUGUUCCUCGACUGGAAGACUGGCCGGUUAUGCCGGUGGAGCGCAUAGGUUUCACGCUAAUGCCUCAUGGAUUCUUCAACUGCUCGCCUGCUGUCGAUGUCCCACCAAAUGUGUCAUGCGAUAUGGAUUCCAAAGACAUCAGCAGUGAGGUCAAGGACAACGUGGUCGCUAAAACCUUCCCGGGCGGUGGAAUUCUGGCAAAGCUUUGAAAAGUCAUAUCUGUCCACUCGAAUUUCACCCAUCCUGCCCGGUGGAAUUCUGGCAAAAUUUGAAAAGCUGUCUCUUCUACUUGCUUUCAAUUCGUCUUUGUGCAAACUCUCGAAAUCCCUAUGGAUGUUGUGUCGGGAAACUUCAGUCCCUUGUUGUAUAUGGAUCCAUUUGCUAGACGACUAAAAGGACCGACGUGACUUCGUUUAUCAGCAUGUCUUUUAUCCAUCUUCAUGGUCAGGCUGCCAAAGAUAUCCCGACUUGGAAAGGGUUGUGGUUUUGCCA